This is a messenger RNA of Glycine soja, 1632 nucleotides long. Its product is annotated as hydroxyisourate hydrolase-like. Gene Ontology annotation, biological process: carbohydrate metabolic process. The transcript is spliced from 13 exons. The record is from RefSeq and is a predicted model, not a curated record. Gene Ontology annotation, molecular function: beta-glucosidase activity. Bases 1 to 1521 code for a protein of 506 amino acids. Lineage: Eukaryota; Viridiplantae; Streptophyta; Magnoliopsida; Fabales; Fabaceae.
AUGUUAGAGCCACGCUUGAUACUGAUUUUGUUAGCUGUGAACUUGGUCGUAGGAGUGCUAGUAACUGAACGUUUUCAGAGAGAUGACUUCCCUGUUGAUUUCGUUUUUGGUUCAGGCACCUCUGCUUAUCAGGUGGAAGGAGCUGCUAAUGAAGAUGGAAGAACUCCUAGCAUCUGGGAUACAUUUGCCCAUUCUGUGUAUGACCAUGGUGAAAAUGGAGAUGUAGCCUGCGAUGGGUACCACAAAUAUAAGGAAGAUGUGCUACUCAUGGUGGAAACAGGCCUCGAGGCCUAUAGAUUUUCCAUUUCUUGGUCGAGACUCAUACCAAAUGGUAGAGGACCUGUCAACCCCAAGGGACUGCAGUAUUACAACAAUCUCAUUAAUGAACUUAUUAGAACAGGAAUCCAACCACAUGUCACACUGCACAACUUUGAUCUUCCACAGGCACUUGAAGACGAAUAUGGAGGAUGGAUUAGUCGUGAUAUCAUAAGAGACUUCACAAACUACGCAGAUGUGUAUUUUAGAGAGUUUGGUGAUAGAGUGCAGUAUUGGACUACUGUGAAUGAGGCCAAUGUCUUUGCCUUAAGUGGUUAUGAUCAGGGAAGCUGCCCACCUCAGCGAUGUUCUCCCCCAUUUUGCGUUACAAAUAUCACAAGAGGGGGAAACUCAACAUAUGAAGCCUACUUGGCAGUUCAUCAUAUCUUGUUAUCACAUUCUUCAGCUGUGAGAUUGUAUAGAAGAAAGUAUAGGGAUGAACAACAUGGAUUUGUUGGUAUCUCUGUCUAUACACUUGGGUUCAUUCCUCUAACAAACACAGAGAAAGACAGGGCUGCCUCUCAAAGAGCCCGUGAUUUUUUCAUUGGUUGGAUUGUGGAACCCUUGGUGCAUGGAGACUAUCCCAUUUCCAUGAAAACAAAUGCAGGUGCAAGAAUUCCAGCCUUCACAAAUCGUGAAUCUGAACAAGUUAAGGGUUCAUAUGGCUUUAUAGGUAUAAUUCACUACAACAAUGCUAAUGUCACAGACAAUCCCAAUGCCCUGAAGACAGAACUGAGAGAUUUCAAUGCAGACAUGGCUGCACAGCUAAUCCUUUUACAGGAUCUAUUUUCAGAGGAAGAGUAUCCUGUCACACCAUGGAGUUUACGGGAAGAGCUGAAAAAAUUCAAGCUCCAUUAUGGCAAUCCUCCUAUAUUCAUUCAUGAAAAUGGUCAACGGACAGGGACAAAUUCAUCACUUCAAGAUGUGUCAAGGGUGAAAUACUUGCAUGGAUACAUUGGUGGGGUGCUUGAUGCCUUGAGAGAUGGAUCAAACAUAAAGGGGUAUUUUGCAUGGUCUUUUCUGGACGUAUUCGAAUUGUUGGCUGGAUAUAAAUCGAGCUUCGGACUAUACUAUGUUGAUAGAAAUGAUCCAGAACUGAAGAGAUACCCAAAACUAUCUGCAAAAUGGUACAGCAGGUUUUUGAAGGGAAGUAUUGAACUCCAGAAGGAUGCAUCACUUGUUUCUGUUGGCCAUUUAUUUCAGUAGGCCCUAUAAUUUGUUUGCACUGCAGCAUCGUUGGGUAAUGGUGUGCCCUGUGCUUCACUUUCUCCUUCUGUAAGAAUAAUAUGUAAAUUAGCAACUUUGUGUUUAAAAUUA